Molecule: messenger RNA, 1001 nt
Organism: Galdieria sulphuraria
Lineage: Eukaryota; Rhodophyta; Bangiophyceae; Galdieriales; Galdieriaceae
Product: zinc finger (CCCH-type) family protein
Exons: 1
Coding region: 103-963 (286 amino acids)
Biological process (GO): cytoplasmic translation
Cellular component (GO): cytosol
Molecular function (GO): mRNA binding
Source: RefSeq, a predicted model, not a curated record
CUAUUGUUUUAUCAAAGUAGGCUUUUCGAUGAGAGGAAGAAGGGUGAAUCAUGAUCCAAAACCAAUUCAUCUAUUCACAACUAUACUACUUGAUGAAUGUUUAUGGUUAGUUAUUCAACAACUUGUUUGAAAAGAUUUAUCUUCAUUUAUGCUUUACAAAACUUUGUGCUAUUAUUGUGGGUAGAACCAAAGUCAUUCAUUCAUUACAACGGUUGGGCAAUGCCUCCGAAAAAACAAGAACCGCAGAAAAAAGGAAAAACGGUCGAAAAAGAAAAACAAAAAAUUGUAGAAGAUAAAACUUUUGGUCUGAAAAAUAAAAACAAAAGUAAAAAGGUGCAGUCUUAUGUACAGCAAGUGAAGAAACAAGCAGCACAAAAGGUCGAAGGAAACAAGCCUCGGCGAAAAGAAGAGGAAGAACAGAAAAAAAUGUCCAAGAAAGCUUUAUUGGAAGCUCGUGCAGCAGAACUAGGACUCAUUAUGAAGCCGGUUAAAGAAAAAGAAAAAACAGAGGAAAUAUCAGAAGAGGAGAAAAGAAGACAAGAGGAGGAACUGGAACGCCAGCGAAUCGCCAACUUACCAAUAGAAGAACAGAUUGAAGAACACAGAAAGAAGUUAGACACUACCAAAAAGGUGACAAAAGAGAUCUUCAGCGAAUGGCUUCAAAAUAGGACAGAGCAAGUUUCGGACAAGAAAAAGAAGAGUCAAUCAGCGAAAGGAAAAGCUGCACCUUUGACUGGUCGGGAACUUUUCACUAAACAGAAAGAGUUGUUUGUUGAUGAUGAAGAUGCAGAUACUGUGAAAUAUGAAAGACCGUUGGUUUAUGAAGACAGUGAUGAAGAAGAAGAUAGAUAUCCGUUAGAAGAAGAGAAAGAGUCAAAUCAGAUGGAAGAACGGCAAACUGAAAAAGAAGUACAACAACUCACAGAUAAUCUAAACAGAACCUCGCUAAACUAUCAAAUGUAGAGAAUAUCUUUAAAGCUGUUAUAACAAGACAUUUUGAA